Molecule: messenger RNA, 1710 nt
Organism: Linum trigynum
Lineage: Eukaryota; Viridiplantae; Streptophyta; Magnoliopsida; Malpighiales; Linaceae
Source: the annotation of a GenBank genome assembly
AUGGGUGAUCCAAAAGAAGCUGAGAAUGAUACUGCUGAUAAUGAGGCCGCAGUUGCCGAUGGAGACCUCAAUCCCAAUCUAGAAAAUGCUGCACUAGAUGAUCAGCAAUCCGAUUCCCAACUUCCUAAUGAAAAUAAAGGGGCAGAGUUGUCUGCAUUGGAUGCUGCUGGUGCUGUUAUGGGUGUCGAGACCUUCAAUUGUACAGCUGACAACCCUCAGCCUGCCCCUGGCAUUGUUGAACUUGCUCCUGUUGCUGAUGAUCCGAAUGAUGCCAACAAUCCACAUUGCUCUCCUAAGGCUGACAUAAUGCCUAGUGCAGCAGCUGCUGCUCCUGAGCCCAUCUCUGGUGAUAAAGAGUACCCUAUUCACUUUGCUGCUUGUACGGAGCCCCCAGCCAAUGGAUCAUUAGACGAUACCGGUGAAGUCUCUACCUUAAAGCGGAAAGCAGGCAAUGAAGAUGCAAAUUUCAAAUCCAGGUGUCCUGAUAGUAGUGGUGCUGAUGAUGGCACUAUUGUUGCAAAUGAUCAGAAGCCAUUUUCCACAACCAAACAUGAGGAAGACACUGUUUCUACUGUGGCUGAUCAUCAGUCUGCUGAGAACAAAGAUGAUCACGUAGGAGAUAGAGUCUCCCUGUUGACAGAGGAACUGGCCAAGGUCGAUUUCCCCGUGUACUCUAUAAUUAAGAAGGAACCUGCAAAAUCCAAGUUGGAUGAAGAAGAGCCUGGAGGUGCUCUGAGAACCCUUGGUAGAACUUUCCUUUUGGAACCUUCUUCAGACGAGGGAUACGAGUCGGGAACGGAGGAGGAACAAUUGGAGUUCAUGAAGGAAGUUGAAACUUUUUAUAGAGAUAAUCACUUGGAGUUCAAGGCCCCAAAGUUUUAUAAAGAAGAACUAAAUCUGCUUAAGUUGUGGAGAGCUGUUGUCAAACUGGGAGGCUAUGAACAGGUGACAUCAUGCAAGUUAUGGCGGCAAGUAGGCGAAUCAUUUAGACCUCCAAAAACGUGCACAACAGUCUCGUGGACAUUCAGAAUUUUUUAUGAGAAGGCACUGCUUGAAUAUGAGAAGCAUAAAAUGCGUAAUGGUGAACUUCCUUUCUCUGAUGGUAUAUCAAUUGAGGCAACAAGGCCCGAAAACCAGUCCAGUGGAAGUUUAGGAGGCCUUGUACCGGGUCGAGCACCUCGAAGAGAUGCUGCUGCUCGUGCAAUGCAGGGUUGGCAUUCUCAACGCCUGCUUGGUAAUGGCGAUGUUUCUCAACCAGUCAUUAAGGAUAAGACUUUGAAUUCUAUUUCCAAGGCUGACAAGCCAUUGAAGACAAAUGGUUUACUUAAGAGGAAGAAGCCGUCAAGUGCUGAACGUGCCAUCAGUGCAUCUCCCUUGAAGACAAUGAGGACACAAGCGGAUACAGUGGUAAUCGAUGUGGGCCCCCCUGCUGAGUGGGUGAAGGUCAAUGUACAAAGAACUAACGAUUGCUAUGAGGUAUAUGCUUUAGUUCCUGGACUUUUACGCGAGGAGGUUCAUGUUCAGUCUGAUGCAGCUGGACGCUUGGUUAUAUCUGGUCAACCAGAACAACUUGAAAAUCCCUGGGGUGUCACCCCAUUUAAAAAGGUGGUUAGCCUGCCUUCAAGAAUUGAUCCUCACCAGACAUCCGCUGUAGUGACGUUGCACGGCCAGUUAUUUGUACGGGUACCGUUUGAGCAGUCCGAUGGUUAA